AAAGAGUGUUUCAGUCGAGGCGCGGACUCCGCUCCGUGCUUUUCCUCUUUGCUCGCCGCAGUCGGAACGCGAUUUCGUUUCUGGAAAACUGACCCACUUUGACGUUUACGUAUUUUUCCUUGGAAGCUUAAGUACAUUGAAGUCGAGGUGUGAAAACAAACACCUAGAAUGACGGAUCAUCCAGGAGGCAAAGGACCACCCAGCGCCAUCAUGCUCGCCUUCUCAGCUCUCACACAUUUUCUUCUCAUAGCACCGGUGAUCUACAUUUUGGUGUUGUCAUUCUCCAACGUCAUCUUCGUUCAUCCAAUCCUCAUGAGCCUCGGAGCGGGUCUCCUGAUGGCCGAGGCCGUGUUCACCAUUUCCGGCGACGCGUACAUCAGCUACAGCCUCUCCAGAAUGAGCAGGAUAAGAAUGCACUGGAUUCUGCACACCAUCGGCCUCGCACUACUACUAAUCGGCCUGAUCCUCAUAGUGGUGCACAAAAUCGAUCACAAUAAACCUCACUUUGCCACGCCUCACUCGAUACUCGGUCUGAUCACCAUCAUCAUAUGUUUCUUGGUGGCUGGUUUCGGUAUCGUCACCAACAACUCCAAGUGGCUUUAUCCACGUGUGAGACCCGUCCUCCUGAAAGUGAUGCACGCAUUCGGCGGUAUUUUAGCCAUGAUAUUAUUGCUGGCCACGCUGAUCACCGGAACGUAUUCAAGAUGGUGGCCCGGAAGCGACACCGGAAGGAACCUGGUGUUCGCGUCGUUCUUCAUCGCUGGUUUCUUUCUUUUAUUGAAACCUGUUUUGGGAGCUGUUUCCAGGACCAAGGUCAUCAUGGGACCACCACCUACCACGUCGUAAUCGUAAAUUUUCGACUGCGGUCGAGUCUGAAGAUUAGUUUGCUACGGGGUCAUUGUUCAGGGUGUAUAAUGUCGUUGCGGUGUACUGUGUUGCAUGAUACGGUGUUUUAGUAACGUAAUCGUGCGGUGAAUUGAGUAAUACUGUAAUGUAGUAUGAAGGAUAGGAUUAUUGAGCUGCAGUAUUGUAUUCUUAUAUAGGGUGUUUCACAGCUGGCGUGGUGAAACUGCAACUAGUGCGGUUGCAAGGAAAAGAAUUAUUCUGACAUGCUAUUGUCAUAAUUCCUUCCAUGUAUUCUUCAAAUAUUAUUACUUCUAAACAUGCGUAUAUAUAGGGUGACUCACAGCUAGUGUAGGUCCCUGAAAUGGGGAGUAGCUGACGCGAUUUUGUACAAGAUUGCCCUUUGCAAAAAUGGCGUUCGAAGCUUCCUUUUUGAAGUAUGAAGGAAAAACAUGGUCCAAUUAGAGCGCGAGGAUUACGCACGCGCAGACGCAAGAGCUACUCCCACUUCGGAGACGUUCACUAGUUGUGAGACGCCCUGUACUGUAUUUUUAGGGAUAGAGUAUUGUAUAAUAAUCAGCUGAUUGUAAUACUGAUAUUAUAGUACAGUAUUGUGAGAAUAUACUGUAUGUUUGUAAUGGAUAGUAUAGUAAUGAUCUAGUACAAUGAUCUGAUAUAGCAAUGAUAAGCAAUAAUAAUAUCAUAUUACUAUAUGAUGUAUAGUAAUGGUUUACUGCAGUUAAAAUGGUAAAGCUUUGAUAUAGUGUUUCUAUGGUAUCGUUGCUAUACUGUAUUAUAAUAUAGCGUGGUAUAGUAAUAUUAUUGUGUAAAGGUAUUGUAAUAUACUUAUGAUGCUGUACUAUAUUUGCAGAUAAUGAGAAUGAUAUAGUAGUGAUAAUAUACUAUACUAAAAUAAGUAUAACUCUGCAUAAUAUAGCAAGUUACGUACAAUUACAUGUAAUUACAUACUGCAGCACAUGCUAUAUUAUAGCAAGUAUAAUAAUACCUAUAUAAUAAUAAUGGUAUAAUAAUACCAUUUCAUACAAAGUAUAAAAAUUACUAUACCACUUCAGUACUACUAAAAAAAUUAUAGUGUGUCAUUCUGCAACGACACUCUUACAUUAUCAUGCAAUAUAGUACACUACAACCCAAAAGAACAGUAGCAAUAAAAAUAAAGCACAUUAUCAAAGUGCGUAGCUUUGAAUCAAAGCAUUUACAAUGGAAAAUUGAAGAACACAAAAAUUCAAUAUAUUGAAAAAUUACUGAUAAACAUUAUUUUUCUAAUAUACAUU
Megachile rotundata (alfalfa leafcutting bee) is the source of this 2135-nucleotide messenger RNA. Its product is annotated as transmembrane reductase CYB561D2. The record is from RefSeq and is a predicted model, not a curated record. Gene Ontology annotation, molecular function: transmembrane monodehydroascorbate reductase activity. NCBI's taxonomy places the organism in Eukaryota, Metazoa, Arthropoda, Insecta, Hymenoptera, Megachilidae.